CUGUAAAAAAAAACGCAGGUCUACUAUAAUAUUUCUUAUGCAGGAGGUGUGAUUGAUCGAUUUUUCUGUUCAUACGCUAAGCUUCUAAAUUUCUUCCGUCGCUAGCGCCUGUGUUUGUCAUCUGUUUCGAAACGGUUAUUUCAGCUGGUCAGUUGCAAAUAUAGUUUCUGUAAAUAGGCAAUUGUCAAUUGUUGAUCGAAGGUGGUGAUGAUAAGGAAGCAUCCGCAGCAAUGGCAUCGGCAUUGGAGCAAUUUGUAAAUAAUGUUCGAACGCUUUCAAAGCAAGGUAAUUUCAGAGACCUGUAUGAUAUCAUAACCAAAAGCGGCGAAAUAUUGACGAAGAAUGGACAACACUUGGACAAUGUUUUAGAAACAUUGGAUCUGCAACAACACUCCUUAGGUAUCCUGGCAGUACUUUGCGCAAAAUUUUCACUGCCCAAUACUAACGGUGGCAAUAAUCCAGAUGGAAACAAACUGCUAUUCAAUCAAGUUCAGGAAUUUAUUGUGGGCUGUAAUGGAGAGCAAGUUAGAUUUGCACCAGAUACAUAUGCAGAAUUGUGUCAUCAGUUCACACAGAGCUUGGUGGAGUCAAAAACGCCAUUGCGCGGAAUUGAAUUGUUGCGUCGCGCAAUUCGCAAAAUACAACUCUUUGACAGCCAGUUGACCUCUAUACAUGCUGACCUUUGCCAGUUAUGUCUUCUGUCUAAGUGCUUUAAGCCAUCGCUCGAGUUUCUUGAUAUAGACGUUACAGGAAUUAGUCAGGAAGGAGGCCAGUUUGAUUCUAAAUAUUUCCUAUUAUACUAUUAUUAUGGCGGUAUGAUAUAUACAGCAUUGAAGAAUUAUGAUCGGGCGUUAUAUUUUUUCGAAGUAUGUGUAACAACACCUGCAAUGGCAGUCAGCUACAUCAUGCUGGAGGCCUAUAAAAAAUACAUCUUGAUCUCCCUGAUAUUACAUGGAAAAGUGUUGAAUCUGCCAAGAUACACAAGCCAGGUAAUCAGUAGAUAUAUCAAACCGUUGAGCCAGCAGUAUCAGGAAUUGGCUACAGCCUACCUGAUUAACAGCUGUGAAGAAGUGCAAAACAUUAUUACAAAGUAUCAGCAAUUAUUCGUGAGGGAUCAGAAUCUAGGACUUGUGAAACAGGUGCUCGCUUUCUUGUACAAAAAGAAUAUACAGAGAUUAACCAAGACUUUCCUGACGCUUAGUUUAAGUGAUGUUGCAAGUAGAGUUCAAUUGUCGGGUCCUGCCGAAGCAGAGAAAUACAUUUUAAACAUGAUCGAAGACGGUGAAAUUUUUGCGACUAUUAAUCAGAAGGACGGUAUGGUUGUGUUUCACGAUGAUCCUGAAAAAUAUAAUUCACCCCAAAUGUUAGCAAAUUUUGAAAAAGAAAUGGCAGCUUGUACGGAAUUAGAUAAGCGAGUGCUAGAAAUGGAGGAAGAGGUUGUUCUUACACCGCAAUACGUUCGCAAAGCUUGCGGACAGAACGAUCAAGAUGAUCAAGCCGCCGGACCUGCGACAACAAACGUUACAAAUGUGCAAGGUCAAAUUAAACAAAACACCUAUUCUAUGUAACAUAUAUGUCGUUGUGCGUUACUUUUAUUAAAAAAUAAUGAGAAAUCAUAGAACAUCUUGUUGAGAAUUAAGACUUCAACGAAUAAAAGCCUGUUUUGGAUAUUAAUAAUAACUGGAAAACUAUUUUCUAUUGAAUUAAAAGAAAUACUUUAAUAGCCUCAUA
This is a messenger RNA of Linepithema humile (Argentine ant), 1731 nucleotides long. RefSeq names its product COP9 signalosome subunit 3 (gene CSN3). Lineage: Eukaryota; Metazoa; Arthropoda; Insecta; Hymenoptera; Formicidae. Gene Ontology annotation, biological process: ubiquitin-dependent protein catabolic process. Gene Ontology annotation, cellular component: COP9 signalosome. The record is from RefSeq and is a predicted model, not a curated record.